GAGGGUGAAACAAAAUCCGAAUUGGACGAAGUACAAGAAGUCGUCAACGAACAAGAACAACAGUACUGGAAAACUGUAUUAGAAAACCCAGGAGACUUCACUAGCUGGACAUAUCUGCUUCAGUUUGUAGAGCAAGAGGAUUUAGAUUAACUGCGAGAGGAUCCAUCCCUAGAAACUGGUUGGCAGGUUUAAAACACCUGAAUAACAGAAUAUUUAUUGGUGAUUGUAAGACUUUCUUAUCAAUUCCAGUGAAUUCCAGCUUAGUUGACAAGGCAGAAGUUGAUGGGGAUUUCUUUCUUUUCAGAAUAAGCUCUUGUCAGCUAGAAAAGCAUUUGACUCGUUCUUCAAAAGAUAUCCAUAUUGUUAUGGGUACUGGAAGAAGUAUGCUGAUAUGGAACGAAAGAACGGAAACCUUGAUAGAGCAAAAGAGGUAUUUGAGCAAGGCAUCAGUGCUAUUACUUACAGCGUGGAUUUAUGGGUUCACUACUUAAAUUUUUCAUCACAAAUCACAAAGGGUCAAGCAGAUGGUCCUCAGAUAAUGCGCAGUUUGUUUGAAAGAGCUAUUUCAACUGCUGGGAAUGACUAUCGUUCUGACAAGUUGUGGGAUGYGUUCUUGGAAUGGGAAAAAAGCCAAGGACAGCUAAAGAAAGUCACAGAUAUUUACGACAAACUCCUGACAGUCCCAACGCAGAAAUACACCCAACAUUUCCAAAAGUUCAAGGAUCACAUCAAUUCCAAUCCUGUAGCUGCAGUUUUGUCAACAGAAGAGUUACUUAAAUUAAGAUCAGAGGUUGCGGCAUCUCCACCUGGUGUUUCAACUACUGAAGCUUCUCCCCAAGUUAUCGAAGCAGGCUCAAAAAAGAAAGCCAGUGAUGACAAAGAUAAAAAAGAUGAUGAUGAUGAUGAUGAAGUGGCUCCGGGGACUGAAGAUCUUAUAGCCUCUGGAGAAGAUGAAAGUCCCUUGAUAAUGUCAGAGAAUGAUCCUGAGACAGUUGCAAUAAGAGAAAAAGUCAUAGCGGCWAGAGCUGAAGCAUAUGCCAAGCUCGAAGAUGAAAUACGAAAAAUCUGGGCCUACGAAGAAGGAAUAAAGAGACCGUACUUCCACGUGAAACCUCUAGAAAGAGUCCAGCUUAAGAACUGGAAGGAUUAUCUAGACUUUGAAAUUACCAACGGAAAUCAUGAUYGUGUUGCCAUACUCUUUGAGAGAUGUGUUAUUGCUUGUGCUUUGUAUGAAGAAUUUUGGCAAAAAUACGCUGGAUAUGUUGAAGCACACAGUUUGGAGAAAUGCCAUGACGUUUACGAGAGGGCGUGUACGAUACAUUUGCCCAAAAAACCCAACAUUCAUUUGUCAUGGGCAGCAUUUGAAGAAGAACAAGGAAACAACAAUUUAGCUGCCAAAAUUCUUGAAGAUUUGGAUGCUGGUGUUCCUGACCUUGCAUUAGUCAAGCUUCGUAGAAUAAACCUUGAACGACGAAGAGGGAACUUGGAUAAAGUCUCAACAAUUUAUGAAGAGGCAAUUGAGGGAACUGAAGAUACAUCUGUGAAGUCAUUCUAUGCUGUGAGAUAUGCCAGAUUUUUGUCAAAAGUUGCUGGAAAUGAAGAACAAGCCUAUAUUGUGCUCAAAGACUGUAUUGAGAAAGACAAGGAUAAUAAGCGGCUCUACCUCCAGUUGCUUGAUCUUGCUUUGAACCAAAGACCUGUCAGUGAAGAAAGAGUAGAAGAGGUUUUUGACCUGAUCAAAAACACCAACCUUGACACAGACAUCAAGCAAGAAUUUUCUCAGAGGAGACUAGAGUUCUUGGAAGACUUUAGUUCCAGUAUUACUAAACUCAUGAAGGCUAAUGAAGCACACAGUAAGCUGUACAAGACCAAGUCUAGCAACCUAAAUGGUAUCACAUCAGGCAAGAAGAGACCUUCUGAGAGCAGCAGUGAUAAUAAAGCUAAAGCCUUGAAAGCUGACGACGGAGUUUCAGACACCACUCUUGCUUACCAAACCACAACUCCUUCAGUAACAGAAGCAUAUGACUCUACAUACUCUACAGCAUAUAGUGCUGCAGCUGCUGCAUAUAGUUAUGCUGCCACCCCUGUACAUAACCAAUGGGCUGCUGCUGGAUAUGCCGCUACACAGCCUGCCGCAUAUGCUGCUACACAGCCUGCUGCAUAUGCUGCCACACAGCCUGCCGCAUAUGCUGCCACACAACCUGCAGCAUACAACUACAGUCAGUGGUAUUAUGGCCAGCAAGUACCAACCACACCUUCAAUGUAACAUAAUUGACCUUCAGUGUAGCAUAAUAAAUUGAAAAACUAAGUGUUUGCAAAAAUUUAUCUAUCAUUAAAGUUAUGUUGAGUUAAUGAUAUUUUUUUGCUCUCAUUUACUACUUAAAGUAGAUCUUAAUGCUCUGGUUCAGCCAAGGUUUAUCUUUUUUUCCUGUCAUUGAACAUGUACAUACAGUAGAGAAUAGACUCCCUGUAAAGGUUUUGUUAUAAACAAGACUUAAACAGAUGCAGAACAAUUGCUUGUAAUGUAAGACAAAUUACAAAUAAAGUGCUGAUAGUAUUUGA
Actinia tenebrosa (Australian red waratah sea anemone) is the source of this 2562-nucleotide messenger RNA. Its product is annotated as pre-mRNA-processing factor 39. Gene Ontology annotation, biological process: mRNA 5'-splice site recognition; RNA processing. Gene Ontology annotation, molecular function: pre-mRNA 5'-splice site binding; protein binding. Gene Ontology annotation, cellular component: U1 snRNP; commitment complex; U2-type prespliceosome. Lineage: Eukaryota; Metazoa; Cnidaria; Anthozoa; Actiniaria; Actiniidae. The record is from RefSeq and is a predicted model, not a curated record.